Lycium ferocissimum is the source of this 483-nucleotide messenger RNA. Its product is annotated as extensin-like. The record is from RefSeq and is a predicted model, not a curated record. Lineage: Eukaryota; Viridiplantae; Streptophyta; Magnoliopsida; Solanales; Solanaceae. The transcript is spliced from 3 exons. The coding region runs from base 1 to 483 and encodes 160 amino acids.
AUGUCUUGGUCAUUUGCCCACAAUGUUGUGGGAGGUGGGAUUUUCUUGGUAAUGCUUGUGGCAAUAGUAGGGGCCACUCCUCCUGGAAUAGCCUACCAUCCAAGCCAUUCUCAUUGCUCUGAUGAUGAGAUCAAACAAUGGAAAAAUCUUCCACAUCCUAUUUGCACUGAUGGCCCACCUCCACCUCCCUAUUCCCCUCCUCCAUCAACACCACCUCCACCUCCCUAUUCCCCUCCUCCAUCAACAUCACCACCAUCUCCUCCAUCAACAUCUCCCAAGAAGUGUAAGUGCAAGAACACGAAAUACCCGAGUUGUUAUAAUCAAGAACAUACUUGCCCCAGUUCUUGCCCUGCUACUUGUCAAGUUGAUUGUGUCUCUUGCAAACCUGUUUGCAGUUGUGACAAGCCAGGAGCAGUUUGUCAAGAUCCACUUUUCAUUAGUGCAGAUGGAAUUACUUUCUACUUCUAUGGCAAGAAGGACUAA